AUGUGCAGCGUGCGGCAGACGGCGGCGGCGCUACAGGCGGAGCCGGGGGACGCGCUGCGCCUCGCGCUGCCCUCGCUCAUCUACACCCUGCAGAACAACCUGCAGUACGUGGCCAUCUCCAACCUGCCCGCCGCCACCUUCCAGGUCACCUACCAGCUCAAGACCCUCACGGCCGCCCUCUUCUCCGUGCUGCUGCUGGGGACGGCGCUGUCGCGGCUGCAGUGGCUCUCGCUGGCGCUGCUCUGCGCCGGGGUGGCCCUGGUGCAGCUCGAGCAGGCGCGGGGCCCGCCGCCGCCGUCCUCCUCCUCGCCGCAGAGCUACCUCACCGGCCUGCUGGCCGUCGUCGCCGCCUGUAUCUCCUCCGGCUUCGCGGGGGUGUACUGCGAGCGCCUGUUGAAGACGCCCGGCGGGCUGUGGGUGCGCAACGCCCAGCUGGGCGCCGCCGGCACCCUGGUGGCGCUGGCCACCAUGUGGGCCACCGAGGGCGACGCGGUGGCCGCGCGCGGCUUCUUCCACGGCUACAGCGGCGCCGUGUGGGCCGUGGUGCUCAACCAGGCGGCCGGCGGGCUGCUGGUGGCCGUGGUCCUCCGGCACGCCGGCAGCGUCACCAAGACGUUCGCCACGGCGCUCUCGGUGGUGGCGUCAGCCGCCGCCUCCGUGCGCCUGUUCGGCUUCCGCCCGCGCGGCGCCUUCGUGGCCGGCGCCGGCCUCGUGCUCGUCGCCGUGGUGAUGUACGGGCGGCCGGCGGCCACAGCCGCCCCCGCGACAGCCGCCCCCGCGACAGCCGCCCCCGCGCUACAGGCGGCGCCGCAGGGGGACAGGGGACGAGGAGGCGACGGCGACAAGUCAGUGGGGGCGGCGUGA
Messenger RNA from Nothoprocta perdicaria, 864 nucleotides. Its product is annotated as UDP-galactose translocator-like. The record is from RefSeq and is a predicted model, not a curated record. Gene Ontology annotation, molecular function: UDP-galactose transmembrane transporter activity. Gene Ontology annotation, biological process: pyrimidine nucleotide-sugar transmembrane transport. The transcript is spliced from 3 exons. Gene Ontology annotation, cellular component: Golgi membrane. The coding region runs from base 1 to 864 and encodes 287 amino acids. NCBI's taxonomy places the organism in Eukaryota, Metazoa, Chordata, Aves, Tinamiformes, Tinamidae.